This is a messenger RNA of Vespula vulgaris, 7065 nucleotides long. RefSeq names its product suppressor of lurcher protein 1 (gene Sol1). Lineage: Eukaryota; Metazoa; Arthropoda; Insecta; Hymenoptera; Vespidae. The record is from RefSeq and is a predicted model, not a curated record. Gene Ontology annotation, cellular component: plasma membrane. The transcript is spliced from 14 exons. Bases 589 to 2454 code for a protein of 621 amino acids.
GAGUCCUGUGGCGGCAAGCGAACUCCGAUUUUCUCUAGUGUCGCGUCAACUGCCGUUGGAGAGCCCCGUGUGCAUUUCACCCCGUUCGUGUGAGUGACGUCAUUUGAAGAGACUAUCAAUCCUAUUGGUAAUAUAGAACGUGCGCCAUGAAAGAACAAGACAAAACUGAAGAAAAUAUAAGGAAGAUCGUGAAAGAGAAAGGAGAAGAAGGAUUACUUUUCUUCGUGUUAUAAAACUGUGCAGUUCUUCUGUUACUUUUCUUUCUUUCCUUCUCUUUUCUUUUCUUUUCUUUUCUUUUCUUUUUUUUUGAUUUUUUCUUUUUACUCUUUACUUUUUCCCCGUCGUUACUUUGGUAGUAGUGCUUUUUACGGGAGUUGUGCGGUUUGGAAAAAGUACUUUGAAAGAACGUAUCGAGGAUGUAUCGAUGCUGCCGUUGCUGUUGCUGCCGUCGUUGUUGCUACUCCUGUUACUACUACCGCUGCUACUACUUCGUGGAUACUACUAUCAAGACGACGUCGUUCGAAUGUGCAGGAUCGUUUGUAUCGGACGCAGGUGAAGCAUGAGGGAACUCCUCGUAUCCUGGACGUAAUGAUGCAGAGAGCGGUGCUACUGCUCUGUUGGCUGCCGCUCCUCAACCACUGCCACGCCGUAAAUCCAGGUUGCAAAUGUGUCAAGUAUAGCAGCGCGGAUAGACCACAGGGUGGCACUUUUAUGACGCCCUAUUUUCCAAGAAGAUAUCCAUCGAACAUCGAUUGCCUCCUCUACACGUUCACCGGUCAACCAGACGAGAUAGUAGAGUUAACGUUUCAUCAUUUUAACAUACAUAGAGUUCGAUCCGAUUGUACGAGAGGUGACUUCAUCAAGGUGUUUCUUCACUUGGAGAACGAAGGGGUGUCCGAAUAUACUCCCUGGUCUGGAAUUUUGUGCGGAGAAUUACGCGAUAUUCCUCAAAUUUUGUACAGCUCAAGAUCAACCCUCAUACUCGAACUUCAUACCGAGUUACCCUCUUCAAAUGCGACGGGCUUUUCCGGAACUUUUCGCUUCAUCGACAGACGAUUAUUCGAGACGAAUGGACUGCUAAUACCUGGAACGAUGUGCGACCACGAGUUUGUCAGCUCUCAAUUAACGCCUCAAUACGGACGAUUUUACUCGCCACGUUAUCCCUCCUCUUAUCCGAAGAACAUUCGAUGCUCGUAUCUCUUUCGAGCGAGACUCAAGGAGAGGAUUCGUAUAGUGUUCGAAGAGAUUUCUCUGCAGAAAGGGGACCUGAGUUGUCUGAAUAGAGCAGAUUUAAUCAGGGUGCACGACGGAACGGACUCAGGAACGCCCACAAUAGCCGUGCUUUGCAACCAAGGAGCAGAAGUGGAAGUACUCAGCACAGGGCCAGACCUCUACGUCGAGUUCGUCGCUAAUUCCGAGUGGCCUGGCCAAGGCUUCAAGGCGAUGUUCCAAUUUCAGCCAUUGGACGAUGCACCUCAUCCUGAGCUGGACAAGGUCGUCCCAGGGGCCGUUACUGGUAACCCCAGGUACUCGGUCAUCGGGCCGGCUGUCAGCGCAACCACAUCAUCCUGCGAUAUGGUGUUCAACAGUGACUUGACAAAAACAGGAGUAGUUACAUCGCCAGGAUAUCCGAAUCCUUAUCCAUCAAGGACUAAUUGUAAGUACGAUUUCCAAGGAAGAGGAAAGGAACGCGUCCAAGUGAUAUUUCAAGACUUUAAUCUUUAUCAUACUCCUGGCGACACGGACGAUUGCAAGAGAGUCGAUUCGUUGGCGGCAUACGUGCAAAUAGAUGGAAAAAUGGAUAAAAUCGACUCGUUUUGCGGAGAGUCGUUACCACGGCCAAUCAUGAGCAAUGGACCACGGCUUUUCCUCGAAUUUCAUGGUGUAACGUCUUCGCGUUAUUCGAGAGGCUUCAAAGCAACUUACUCCUUUAAGGAAAACUUCGGUAUAACGACGGGUCGACAGGAGGCGAAAUAUCCCUGUGCCUUUGUCUUCAACAGCAACGAGACUCGCAACGGUACGUUUGCGUCGCCAAACUAUCCAGGAUUAUAUCCACGUGAUACCGAGUGUCACUACUUCUUCAAUGGCCAACCAAACGAGCGUGUGCAUCUUCAUUUCCAUUUCUUCGACGUCGAAGGAGUAUUACCGUGCGAAGCUCUGACAGCGAGUGACUUCGUUGAAUUCUCGAACUAUAUGGCGAAAGAUCGAAAAUACUCGAGACAUUGUGGUCAGAUGAAGGAAUUCGAUGUUGACAGCGAUAGAAAGUUCUUUCGUGUAACCUUCAAAAGUAAUGAUCGAUUAGACGGCACGGGUUUUAAUGCCAGUUAUGUAUUUUUGGACGAGGAGGAGAAUUACACAGUGAAGGCACCGACGAACGAAGCUAUUCUCAUACGAUGUACCACGGUACUCCUGUUCCUUACAAGUUGUCUUCUCUUUGGCCAUACCUCGCCUUAAUCACGAUCGGCAACUACUUGUGGAAGGGUUUUGGCUCAAUUUACAACGAACUAAGAACAUGGAGAGAUCGAGAGCCAUCUCGAAGUCAGUCAGAAUCCUAAACCGUUCUACUACAAAAUUACGAGCAUCAUCAACAACACCCAGUACCACUUCGCAAACCCUCAGGAGUGUCUCGUCGCAUCGAAGAAUGUGCCUGUUACUGCUCCGUUUGUUUGCGUCAAUGGAAUUGCCGAAGGGAUAGACAUCACCGACGAACGACGAAAUCUAUUAUCUUUCGAAAUAAGAUAACUUCGCUCUCACAGAUAUCUUCUGUAUAUGCAUAUACAUACAUAUAUAUAUAUAUAUAUAUAUAUAUAUAUAUACACAUAUAAUUUGUAUGUAUGUGUUAUAUUUAUGCUAUGUUCAUAUAUAAUCCUAUACAUUAUACAAUAACAUUUGUAUAUAUGUAUAGUUAUAUAUACAUAUACAUACAUAUAUAUAUAUAUAUAUAUAUAUAUAUAUACACGUACAUAGCGUUCUAAUAAGAUACGACGUCCGUUCAAAAUAUAUCCAAGUCAUACGAUCGCUCCCAAGAAGAGAGAGAGAGAGACAGAGAGAGAGAGAGAGAGAUAAUUAUUGGCAAUAAUCUAGUAUUCAUGAAUAACGAUGGACGAUCUUGUUAUUAAGAGAUGACAGGAAUUUCAGGAGAUAGUAUAUGAUGUCACAUCAAAGGAGUUAUUAUUGCUGCUUUCAUAUUAGAUCUAUUAAUAUUAUUAUUAAAUAGAAAUGAAUUUAGAUACAUUAUAUACUCUCAAUCAUUCGUUUUUUUUUUCUUUUUUCAAUAUCAUUAAGUAUCUCUUAAUAUGUUCGCGACAUCAUUUAUUAUAUGUAAGAUAUCGUACCUGACAAAAUAUUCCUUUUAAUCUAUCGAGAAGGAUAAAAAAAAAUAUGUAACAAUCAGGGAUUAGUUCGAACAAUGUGACACUUCGUUUGACAAAAAAAAAAGAAAAUAACACUGGCAUCGAUAUAACAUAUUUUCUCUCUCAAAUAAUGAUAUUACAAACGAAUUUAUUAAUCGCUAAUUACAAUCUAUCGGUUUCAUAAAAUCAUACAGUAUGUACGUACGUAUGUAUUUACAUACUUAUGUACGUACUUACAUAAGUGCGUGUAUUGAAAAAAAAAGACGGUAAAAGAAUAUAAAAAAAAGAUUCAACAAAGAACAAUCGCCUUCUUGAACGCACUAUAGGGCACGUUUAUUACUGCAUGAUAUACUCUAUACGACUGUGAUGUUCCCAUUCUUUCCUAGUUUAUUAGAAAAGAAGAACAAGAAGAUAAAGAAAAAAAAGAAAGAAAAGAAAGAAAAGAAAAGAAACGAGAAAAGAAGAAGAGAAAAGAAAAGAAAAGAAAAACAAAUAAUAAACUAACGAAGAUAAGUCUGACCACACGCGAAAUUGAAACUUCAAUCAUAAUCUUUACUAGUAUACUGGAGAUAAUCACAAGACUUCACGAUAUAGUCGAGUUUUCAAGCGAGAUUAGAAAAGCCACAGGAUACGACGUCGAAUUUUUUUCCCAAGGAAAAAGAAAAAAUAAAAAAAAGGUAAGAAAGAAAGAAAGAAAGAAAGAAAGGUUCUUAUAGAAAAGUUUAUCGAACGAUCUAGUAUAAAAUUUUCGAAGAUCUAUCUAUAUUAACUGAGUCACGAUAUAUAUAUAUAUAUAUAUGUAUGUAUAUGUACCCACAAACACACAUACACAUACAUAUCUAUAUAUAUAUGUGUAUAUAUAUGUAUAUAUAUAUAUAUAUGUAUGUAUGUAUAUCGUGACUCAGUUAAAUCGUCUUCAAUUAAUUAAGACCGAUCGAUAAUGCGACAUCUAAAUAACGUUGAUUAUUCGCACGUCAAUCGUUUUUUCUUGAUUUGCAUUCUACAUUGAAAAGGAAAAACGAAAAAAACUUCAAUGAAGAAAAAAUAAAACGACUCGACGUUGGCGAUAUCGAUCGGCAAAUGAAAGGGGUAGAGAGAGAGAGAGAGAGAGAGAGAGUGUGUGUGUGUGCUAAGUUUUCUGAACUCGAUAUCAAACGAUGUGUAUCUCUAGAUACAUAAAUAGUUAGCAAUACUGUAAUUGUGUACGUUAGACUAUUGUGAAGAUUUUUUAAUAGGUUUAUAAUGCGUUGAUUGGUAACUUCUCCCAAAUGUUUAGGUUCACUUUUAAGAACCCCCCCUUGUUGUGUGUAUGUGAUAAGACCCAGAAUGUUUUUGUGAGAAAGUAAAAAGAUUAAUGAAUAAAUAAAGAAAGAAAGAAAAAAAAAGAGAGAAGAGAGAGAGAGAGAGAGAGAGAGAGAGAGAGAGAAAGAGAGAGAAUGAAAAGAAAAUAAAAAAUUUGUAGAAUAAGUGUGAAACCAAUAAUCGUUUGCGUUUACUACUAAUUUAUAUAUGUUAUCUAUGAGAGAAGAUGAUAAGAAGAUAAAAAGAUAAAAAAAGAAAAAAGAGAAAACAAUAACAAUAACAGCAACAAGAAAAGAUAAUGAAGAUGAGAGUAAAACACUAUUAUUAGUAAGUUGUAAUACCUAAAUUGGCACUAUGAGAAAAACUGCUUGUAUGUAACUAUCACAUUGUAAAUAUCGUUACAUUUAAUCCGUUCGAACUGCUGCUGUCACUAACAUUACAUACAUACGUACAAACGUACAUGCAUACAUACAUAUAUAUACAUACAUACAUAAUACAUAAAAAUACAUACAUAUUGUCAUACACUCGCAUUCCGUACCAAUAACCUCGCGAAUAUAAAACAGACUAAUGAAGGAGGCGAUAAGUCGCAUAUAUUACGCCGAUCGAAGGAGAAGAAAAGAAUAGAAACAGAAAAAUAUGAAUGAUUUAGCUUCCGACCUCGUUCUUCUCGUUACAAAAAAUAUAAUGAAAUAGCUGAACGAAUCGAUCGCCCAUACCUAUUUCUCCCAUCGAAAGAAGAAAAUCUCGAGCAAGGAAGUAUCGUAAAUCCGCAGGGACUUUUUUUUGAUUUUCUUUACUUUGUUCUAUUGGAAAUACAUACUCUUGGAAUUCUCAAAAAAAAGGAAUUAUCAAUUAAAAAAAAAAAAAAAAAAAACAAAAAUAAAAAUAAAUAGAGAGAUAUUAGAGAGAUGUAUGAAGAAGAAGAAAAAGAAGUAGAAGAAGAAAAAGAAAAUAGAAAUGAAAAAAAAAGUAGAAAAAAGAAAAUGAUUAUAAAGUUCCUGCGAUUUACGGUUUGACCCUUCAUAACCUGGUCUUUUAUCCGUAAUUUUAUAUUAUAGAAAUCGUAAAAGUCAUCGAUCUUGAAAGCAAUGUCUCGUAGUUAUUUAAAAGAAAUAAGAAAAGAAAAAAGAGAAAAAGAAAAAAAAAGAAAUGAAAUGAAUGAAAGAUAAGACUCUAUACAUAUAUACAUAUAUACAUAUAUAUAUAUAUAUGUAUAUGUAUAUAUAUAUAUAUAUAUAUAUAUAUAUAUAUAUAAAUAUAUCCGAUCUAUCUGUCUAUAAAAUCGUAUCGCAAGUUUUAUAUCAGAGUUUAUGAAAAGAUUUAGAAACUAAUCGAUCGUUAAUUAAAAACAGCAUUAUCAAUAUCGUUUCAUUAAUUGAAUUUAUUACUAUCUAAUUAAAAUUGGUCUUUGAAGGGUUAACAAAGCAAAAAUGCUCAGUGCGAUCAGGUAGUAGGCAGUUCAGGGGCGGCCUAGUAUAGCAAGUUCCUGAAUCCGACGAGAAAAGGAAGUAGGAAAAAAAAGAAGAAAAAAGAAAGAAAAUAGAAGAAAUCUUUAAAAAGAAUAAUUCUCGAAAUUAUUGAAAGAAAAAUCAUCGAUACAUUAAUUAAUGGGACCUGCGAAUUGUCAAAAAUGUGUCGCGCCUGAGGCGUCCUCGAAACGUUCUCCUACGAUUGAAAACUAUCCGAAAGCGAACGUGGCCAUCUUGCUCCGUUAAAAAAGAAGUGAGAAUAAUAAUAAUAAUAAUAAUAAUAAUAAUAUAAUAAUAAUAAUAAUAUUAAUAAUAAUAAAUAAUAAUAAUAAAUAAUAAUAAUAAAUAAAAUAAAAUAAUAAUAACAAAAAGAAGAAUAAAAGAAAGAAAGAAAGAAAGAAAAAAAGAUUCAUUUUCAAAAAAAGACGGAGGAACGAUGGCCACGAUAUCCACCAUUCUCCAGGUGGAUAUAUUUUCUUAUUCUGUUUUGAGGCUCUUGCCUCGUUCGUCUCGUACAUGAUAAGUUAAUCGAAACUGUAAAAAAUAAUGCGAUUUCAUCGUUUCUCUCUCUUCAACCCUUCUCUAUCUCCUCACAGCCAAAGAAAGAAAAAAAAAGAAAGAAAGAAAGAAAGAAAGGAAAAAAGGAAGGAAGAAUGAAAGAAAGAUAAAAAAAGAAAAAAAAGUAAAAAGUAAAAAAAAAACGAAGAAAAAUGAAAAAAAGAAUAUCACCAAUCUUUUCGGUAUCCACUAAACCUCCAUCCUCGAUGAAUCAGUCUUCGAUGCUUCGACGUGAAAAUAAAAAUAAAAAUGAAAAUUAAUGAAAUGACAAAACUUGGCGGGCAGAUUUUCCGCUGCAUCCGAUCCGUUCCAUUUCUCGACAUACUCUCUCCGCCGUUAUGUUCCUCUCAUUAUUAUUCAAUAUACGAUUGCGUUAACACAUA